UUGCCCGUCAGUUGGCGCGGGCGCGCGGCGGUUGCUGCCGGACAAAAUAAUUCACUAGAAUGAAUGAGAACAGACACUUCAAUGUUCAAAGUCCACCCUGUGUUCUCUGUGGACGGACAGAUGACUGCCCUGAAAAAUAUGGAGAAAAAAGUACCUAUGUGGAAUACAAUCUCACUGUUCAUUAUUACUGCCUGUUGAUGUCAAGUGGCAUUUGGCAACGAGGACAAGAAGAUGAAGGUAUAUAUGGCUUUUUAAUCACAGAUAUAAGAAAAGAAGUAAAUAGAGCUGCGAAACUGAAAUGCAAUAUCUGUAAGAAAAAGGGUGCUUCCAUUGGAUGUGUAGCUCCCAAAUGCAAGCGAAGUUACCAUUUUCCCUGUGGGGUCCAAAAGGAAUGCAUUUUCCAGUUCAUGGAAGACUUUAGGUCCUACUGUUGGGAACAUAAACCAGUCCAGAAGUUUUCAGUUAAGGGAUCUAGAGAAUCUUCACAAUGUAUAAUAUGCCUGGAAUUGGUUGAACAGCUUCCACUCUACAGUGUACUGAAAAGUCCUUGCUGUAAAAAUGCUUGGUUUCAUCGAGAAUGCUUGCAGUAUCAUGCGUUGAGUGCUGGAGUGUUUUUCUUUAGGUGUUCAGUAUGUAAUAACAAGGAUAAAUUUCAGAAGGAAAUGUUGAGAAUGGGCAUACACAUUCCAGAAAAGGAUGCAUCGUGGGAACUUGAAGAGAAUGCAUAUCAAGAACUACUGCAGUGUUAUCAGCACUGUGACAUUAGAAGAUGUCUCUGCAAAAAAGGAAGAGACUAUAAUGAACCUGACAGUAAAUGGGAAAUAAAGCGUUGUCAGUGUUGCGGGUCCCGUGGAACUCACCUGGCCUGCUCAUCCAUGAAGUCAUGGGAGCAAAACUGGGAGUGUGUGGAGUGCAGAAGCAUCUUUGCAAAAUCAGGGAACUAUAGCAAACAGCAAAAGCGUUCUUUGGCUGCCUCUGAGAAGACUGGUGGGACAACCUGUUUGUUGGAAGAGCCUUCUCCAAAGUGCCCUCGGCCGUCAUCUGGAUCUCAACACAGCUUUCUUCUCCAAUCACCAAAGAUAAUGUGCCAGAGCAAUGUGACUCCCUGCUCACGCCUAGAGUUUCCAGCAUCCAACCGAAUGACAAUGUCCUCGUCUCCACUGAUGGCAAACAGGAGCUUGUCAAUGCGGAAAAAGCAUCUAAACCAGCAAAAGAGGGAAGUGUCUAAUAUACUGAAGGAAUUAAAGCUGCAAGUUAAUACAAAAACUACAAGACUUAACAUCAAUACAAAAAAUAUCUGGAAAAGUGCUUUAAAAGGAUUUAGACAGCGCAACUUCAGUCCUACAAAUGCCAUUGAAAUAAAGUUCACAGGCUGCAGAAACAGGCUGGCGACAGAUACUUCUGAAGGAUCAAAACACCGUUUCUUCAAAUUAUUAAUGCUUAAUCUUCAGAACUCAUCACUGUUUGAGGGCUCAUCUCUAAAGAAUCUGACCCUUGAUUCUCAAGCUCUAAAAGAAAAUUUGUAUUUUGAAGCUGGCAGAAUGAUUGCAGUCUCCCUGGUUCAUGGUGGUCCAUCUCUUGGUUUCUUUUCUAAGACUYUGUUUGAUUGCCUUGUCUAUGGUCCAGAGAAUGUGAAACCAGCUUUGGAAGAUGUUGCUGAUGUUGGUGUGGCACAAACAAUAAAAAUGAUAAAAUAUGCAAGUAGUCUGUCCAGCCUACAGUCAAUUGUACACGACUGCUAUGAAUUUCUUGCUGCUGCUGGAUGUUUAAGACCUGUAACAACUUUGUGUGAUAAGAAUAUGCUGGCGAAUGACAUACUCACCUUUCAUGUAAUCAGGAGAAUUAUUUCACCACUGGAAAGUUUUAGGCAAGGUUUGAAAACUCUUGGUGUACUAGAGAAAAUGCAAAUGCAUCCAGAUGCAUUCUCCAGCAUAUUUUGUCAUGAACCUGAAACACUUUCAGCAGAAACUCUUUGUGAUCUCUUCACAAUCCAUUGCUCAUCAGAUGUUAAUAAAGUUGAAGGUGCUGAUUUUUGGAUGGGUUAUUUGCAGGAUGUAGAAAGUGGCGAAUCUGUAGUGACACUGGAGGACAUUCUGCUCUUCGCUACAGGCUGUUCUUUUCUACCACCCAUUGGUUUUGAUCCUGAACCCACUGUUAAAUUUUUGCGUAUAAGGUAUCCUGUUGGAAACAGACUCCAUAAUUGCCUAGAGCUCCCACUAACCAAGACCUAUGAGCAGUUUAAAAACAAAAUGGAGUUCACCAUCAGAAACACACUAAAAGUAGAAAGAGAAUAAAUGUUUUUGUUACUAAACUGGAUGCUGAAAGUUUUCAGUUUCUCUGUGGGAAUGGCUGCUUGCAAGUUGCGGUUGCAUUCUCAGGCAGCGUGCUCUCUGCCUCUUUCCAGUUUUCCCCUGAAGACAUGCUAAAAGAGGUAACUGUUCAAGAUGGAAAACAAUUUGCAAAAGGAAAUUUGAUGUUUUCUGUUGAAUCAUCGUCCUGUUUGAAAUUGGCUUCAAGAGGCAGCAUUCUCAUGCAGCACAGUCCUUAAAAACUGAUACUCUUGCUGUGACAGAUGUGAAAUGUUACACAUCUCUGUAGCAUUUUGGUUAUUUCCAACACCUAAAUAUGUAURUGUAUUACAUACUUCAGUGACUUAUUUAUCAAAGUCAAAUCGGGUGCAUUUUUAGAUAACUGCUGUGGAGCUUUGUCUCAAGUAAAACUGUAUGCAGUUUUUUUAGUUCCGUAUAUGUUUCCAGUAAUUUUUCUUAUUGGUGAUUCUUUUGCAUUUUGAAGAUUCCUUUCCUGGCAAAAACCUAGACAAAAUGAUCAUGUGCAAAAACAAAAUCUAGUUUUAACUUGUUUUUGCUGUUAAAUAAAAUCUUUGGCAUUUGCACACGUUUCUGCAUUCUACUAUUUUAAGUGUUAACUUUAUAGCCAGAACAAUAAAAGCUAAGGUAAAUCCUUAAUAUGCAAAAGUAAGUUUGUUUGUUUGUUUAAAAAAAGAAAAAAAAUCAUUUAGAUGAUAGUUACUCAUAAGGUGUUGAUCACAGCAUGGUGCUGCUUCUUGCAAGGAAGUUAAUGUUUUUGUAAUAUGUACUAAAACUUUGAUUUGUUGAAGUACAGUGUGUCAGCCAUCACAUUUUUGUGGGCGCUUGACACUUUUCUAGCUUUUACUCUAAACUGCUUUUCACCUUUUCAUUACGAGCAAUUUCAACUGCAUAAAACACAGAGCAAUUCUACAGUAUUAGUGUAAAUAACAUUAAGAUAUGAAAAACUAGUAUGUCUGCAGGUGUCUGGAUCAACAAAUAUGUGGCCUUAAUGGAUAUUCAGUGUUUAUCAGUAGUAAAAUCCUAUAUGGCAGCACCUUAAUACUACUAAUACUCAAACUGUAAAAGUGAAAGGAUAUUUAAGUGCACUUUUUUCUUCCUAGUAAUGCAAGAUUUAUACAAUUACUUUUUUCCUAUAUUACUUUGAUCAUCUGUCCUAUGUCCCAAACAAAAAUCCGUGUAUAUAUAAAAUCUAAUCAUGUUCCUCAAAAUACUGAGAAGGUAAUCAUCCACUUCUAUUAAUAAAUCUAGUAUUUAAUUGAAAAUACAAGGAGGAUUAUUUUCAUUUUGAAUAUCUUGGCAGGAAAKCACAUCCAUAUUAAAUUAUAAAGUGGAGAGAGGCAUUAAAAGAAACCAAACUAUUCCAGUAUCAGAUUCAGGUUUAUUAUUAGGAGCUAUCUGCACUGUUGUUUUUCUUCUCGUUUAAAAGAAGUUGUAUUAUUAAGUAGUAAUUUAGGGGCAACAGAAGAAUUUUGGGAAGCAGCAGACAUGACUUUCCUCAUUUGAUUCCAUGCUAUGAAAAAGAAGAAAAUGGCUGAUGUAUAUUUAACUUGUACAGUUCACUUAAUUUAUGUAGGUAUUUUGCAACCUUUCUUAAGCAGUUACAGCUUCUUAAUUCUUUCUUAAUUUGGGGGUGCUAUUUUUUUCCAGACCUAUUUCUACAAGAGUGUAGCAAAAGUGUGCAUAAUAUUUGCUUUUGAAUUUCAAAAMUUUUUUCAAAAUUUUUUCCAAAGUUUAGGUUGGAUUCUUCUUACAUUUCUCAGGAGAUAAUGUUUAGAUACUUUGUAAAUAAGUGCUCUCCCACCCGUGUUUAGAUUAUUUUAAUGAAAGGCAAGUUUAGCGGUGUGUUUUCUGUUUCUGAGCUAAUUCCCUACUAGGCUCCCUUUAAAGUAAACUUCCAUCUGUAGAGACUUGCUAAUAGACUUGAAGAAAACGUAAUUUGGUUUGUUUAUAACCUUAGUAUUUUCCUUUUUCUUCUGUUCAUUUUUUCCUCCUGUAAAAUCCCAUACUUGCCUUUGAACGUCAUACUGCUGAUAACUUCUUUAUAUUUUUAUUUGCCUUUAGAGUAGUGUUGUUGUAAUGAAGGUAACCAGUUGCAAACCGAGGGCAUGGUAGGAUUUGCAUUGUACAGUCACAUAUUUUAGAUUCAGCACCGAGUCUCCUGCAGAAGUGCUCACCUUUAAAGUACAGUGUAUGAGUGCAGUAUUCUUUCCUCAUGCCUAGUUAGAGAUUAAUGCCUUCUGUGAUGUUAAGURCACAAUUUCUGCACUAACAGAAGUAGCAAGCAGUGUGGGAAGACUUUUCAAGAGAAGUUGUUGAAUUUUCUGGUACUUGGAAUUGCAAGGGGAAUGGUUUAGAACUUGGAGCUAAAUAAACUGCAUUUUAAGAUCUGCAGGGGAGAUGUUGGUCAUGCAUCUACUAGGCUUCAGAAAAAUCCUUAGAUAAAAAUAGGGUUCAUGCCUUUUACGUUAUAGCUUCUUGGUUUGACAUUGGGCCAUUAUGCAUUUAUACAAAGAUAGAGCUAGCUCACUUUUGUAACUGUAAAAAAAUCUUUACAGUGCUAUUGCAAGAAAAGUGGAGUAGAUAAAAUAGAACAGCCUUUAAUAUUGCCUGCAAAGAUUUUUCUGGAACAAAGCUCAUUCCCUUUUUAGUACUAAAAUACACAUCCCAGGCAAAAGUAUCUCCUCCUUUCUUUUAGAUCUUUGUUUAUCUCUAUCUAGAAAUUCUAAGUUAGACCUCAGUAUAUUCAAGUUGUGUUCCUAAAUGCUACCCUGGAAGAGAUUAACUUGCCUUUUCUGCUUAUUUUCAGCAUUUAUUUGUAGAUGCCAAUCCUAAUUUUGCUUAAAUUAUUACUUUGAAUAAGCUUCCAGUUUGUCAAAAUACAGAACAGUCAGGUUUUCAGUUGAUCCAGCAGGUCACCGAGGUGCAAUUCUCAGGUAAUUUCCUCAUUUUACAUAAUGCACAGUUGGAAAUUGGGGAAGGUGCUUAUUUUGAUAUCAGUAUUUCUAUAACACGGGAGUAGUAAUAGCAUAUGCAGUAGCUUUUGCAUAUUAAAUAUAUUUUUAUAGGAAGUAGAUUUUUAUAGUAAGGUUCAUCAUUAAGGCCACAAGAGACUGUUAUGAACCUUUUUUAUUAUUGACUGGCCAAAGAACUUCACCCACUAGUGUUUGCAUCGAAAUCUAAAAUUCCAUUUGGAAUUGGCGUCUGAUAAGCUAUUUUYUUUAUAGAGCCAUCGCUUCCUACUAAAUAAUACUAGACUAAUAUUAGUAUUUUGUUAGUAUGGUCUCUCAGAACAAAAAAUUUAAAACUAUGUUUAAAAAAAGGGGAUAAGAAUUUUCCGUGACCUACUCUCACCCAGGUGAAGUGUGCCUGCUAGCAGUUAAGUACAGUCACAAUGGGGAAAAAAGUGAUUUCAGUUUGUGCUUAAGCUCUAAAGUGUUGUGUUGCGUUUCUGAUUUCUUUGUCUUCAGUCUCAAAAACAGAAGAGUUAGGGAUUUUGAGGGAUGUAUUUAAAAUAUACAGCAGAGUAUAGAGGUAUCAAAUUCUCAACCCUCUUCUGCUUGUGUGUUUUGAAAAUAGUAUCAAAACAUAAACAUUUUACUUUUUCAGAUAGAGGGAGAUGCAGCUCUAAGUUACAAAAUGUUUUUGUAUAGUUUGUCUUGAUUCUGUACUUCGUGAUAGAGCAUUUUAAAGCAUAAUUUUUAUUGACUUUAAGUUAAGGGAACUGCCAGUGGGAUAAAAUGAAAAAAUAUUUCCGGAUGUGUCGAACAUCUCUACUGUAUACAGAAAAUGAAGCAUUGCCAGAACACUGCUUUGGUGUAAAAACAAUGC
Molecule: messenger RNA, 6158 nt
Organism: Nothoprocta perdicaria
Lineage: Eukaryota; Metazoa; Chordata; Aves; Tinamiformes; Tinamidae
Gene: G2E3
Product: G2/M-phase specific E3 ubiquitin protein ligase
Exons: 16
Coding region: 60-2294 (744 amino acids)
Cellular component (GO): nucleus
Molecular function (GO): ubiquitin-protein transferase activity
Source: RefSeq, a predicted model, not a curated record